Molecule: messenger RNA, 15327 nt
Organism: Monodelphis domestica (gray short-tailed opossum)
Lineage: Eukaryota; Metazoa; Chordata; Mammalia; Didelphimorphia; Didelphidae
Gene: TRAF3
Product: TNF receptor associated factor 3
Biological process (GO): tumor necrosis factor-mediated signaling pathway; Toll signaling pathway; regulation of canonical NF-kappaB signal transduction
Cellular component (GO): cytoplasmic side of plasma membrane; plasma membrane signaling receptor complex
Molecular function (GO): zinc ion binding; tumor necrosis factor receptor binding
Source: RefSeq, a predicted model, not a curated record
UUUUGGUAAUCUUAUAAUACCCCUUCACUCUAAUUCCCUCUCCAAAAUUGAGAGAAAUGAAAACAAAAUUCUUUUUAUCAAAUAUGCAAAAGUAAGCAAAACAAAUCCUAACAUUGGAGAUAAAUGAAAACAUUUGCCUUAUUCUACUCCUUGAAUUAAUUACCUCACUGUCAGGAGGUAAAUAGCACGAUUCAGCCAAACAGAUUUUAUAUUUGUUUCUGUAGUUAAUAGGGAACUACUGGAGUUUACCUUUUGGAGAGGAAAAGGUGGUUGACAUGCUGGACUCUUGCUUUAGGAAAAUCACUUUAGUGGCUGAAUGGAAAUGGAGUAGAGUGAGGACAGACUAGUGGCAGGGAGAACCAUAUGUACUCUGGAGUGGUGGUGUGGCGGCAAUGUUAGAGGAGAGAAGGAGACAUGUGCAAGAGAUGUUGCAAAGGUAAAUUCAACAGGCUUUGGCAACAAAUUUAAUUUCAUGUAAUCAGAAUGAUCCAUUUUAUUUUUUGUGAUUGUUUCUGCCUUUUUUGUUAUGCCCUCUAGCCAUAGAUGUAAUGUGACCUUUAAUAUUCAGGUUACAUACUAGAUGAUGUCCUUUAUACCAUUCCUUGUAUGGCAAUCAUCCUUAGAAAUGUGCUGAAGCAUACAAUGUCUGUUACCCUUUAGAUAACUUGCAAUUUUCUUUUCUCAGGGACUGUGUUGUUCUCAGAUUCUGGACAUAAUUGCCAGAAUAUUGGUCUUAAAAGGAUGUUUUUUUUUUUUUAUUAUAAGAAGCAUUUUGGGAAUGUUGAAAAGGUUACACAAUUCUUAGGACUAUUGCUUUAUAGCUAAAAGUGACCUCACCAAUCCCUUCACUUCAUAAGUGAGGAAACUGAGGUCUAGAGAUGCUAAUUAAUUUGUCCAGAAUCACAAAAGUAGAAAAUAUGUGAUGUUAGAGUGACCUCACGUCCUCUGAUUCCAGAUUCAUGAACAGGAGUUCCUGGAGGACCUCACCUAAGAAAUUUCAGUUAUAUUUGGAUUCUUUACUCCACAACAUACUCCACGACAGUGAUAAAUACUGUUGACUAGUACACAUCAUUUUUAUGCCUUGUUUGAUUAAUAUUGAAAUUUGACUAUGUUUUGCAUCUAAAGAAAACUUGUAUGAUUUUAACCUUUGCAUUGGAGACAUAGCUGCAUUUCAUUUUGCCAAAUCAAAAACAUUUUAUUGUCUACAGGAAAUAAUCAGAGUGAGAUUUUGUAUUCUCUGCAUGUUUCAAUCAAUUGAGUAAACUGUGAAGAUGUAGUUGGAUGUAGAAAAUAGUUUGUGAAAGCCUGUCUAUUCUCUUUUCAUAUUUUCUACAAGCUUAUCCUUGAUAUAUGUGUAGAUUAUUCUUAUGCAGAUUUUUAUAGAAAUAAAAGCAUGUUGAUUGAUAGUUAUUGAUAUAGUAUUGAUGUAGUAUUUUGAAUAGUAAUGCCAUCUGUAAUUUUUUUCCAAUUUUUAAAAAUCUUUCAGAUUUCUUAAGAAUCAAUCAGCCUUAUCAAAAUUUUGUCAGUUCUAGAAAGGAUUUUCUCUUUAUGUAUACUUGGUCUCGUCCAGCUGUUUUCUAGACAUCACUCUUUAGUGCCAUUUCCAUUUUCUAGUUAGCUUACUGGGGACUGUUGUGUUAUAGUCCAGUUUAUAUGGCAUUUCUACUGCUAUAUAUGAGAAAAUAGUUUGUUAUAGAAAUGUUGUAAGUCUCUUCCAAUUUGAUGUUUGUUGUUUCCCUAGUUUACUAUAUAAAUAUUGUAGAGAUGGUCUGGCUUAACUGAAUUUCAUGCCAAGCAUUCUGAUACACUCUCCCCGCAUAAACUCUUUCCCCUCCACUGCUUUUUGCUCAUUUAUGAGGCAUAUUGCUCCUGAUCUAUCCUCUUCCUCUUUAGUAAGUGAGUUAACAUUCUAAACUAUUAUCGAUUUUGCCUUCCACCUCUCUCCUCUUGGUAAGGAGAGGAAAUGUUUGCUAACUAGGGUGGUUUCUGGGCUCUUUUGUUUUUCUUGUUAGGGUAAUUGCUUUGCAUUGGUUAAACUUCUGUAGGAAAUUAUGUUAGUCAGUGUCAUUUUUUUUUCCCUUUAGCCAGAAUGCAUUAAAAAAUAGGUCAGGUUGAAGCUGUUGUGACUGCAUAUCAUACCAUCUUUAUUACCUUUAUAUUUUUCUAAGUUGGUAUGAAUUUUGCUUUUUUUCCCUCUGACAAGUGGACUGUACAGGUAGCUGAUUCACUUAGUUACUCAAUAAGCAUUUAUUAAGCAACACUUAUGUGUCAGAUACCUUAUUAAGUGCUGAAGAUUCAAAGAAUGGCAUAAACAAAACAAAACAGAGUCCCUACUCUCAAGGAGCUCAAAAUCUAAUGGGGGACACACACAAAUACUAAUUUUUAAAAGAAUAAUAUUUAAUUUUUCCCUGUUACAUGUAAAAUAAUUUUUUAACAUUCAUUUAAAAAAUUGAGUUCCAAAUUCUCUCUCUCCUCAUACUUUCUCUAAUCCCUCCUUCCCUCCCUCCCAACCUUUUCUCCUCCCUGAGAUGGUAAGAUGAUAUAGAUUUUGCAUGUACAAUCAUGUAAAACAUUUUUCCAUAUUAGUCAUUUUGUGGAAGUGAUUUCAAAUGAAAAAUAAAAGAAGAAAGAAAGUGAAAUAUAGUAUGUUUCCAUCUGGAUUCAGACUCCAUCAGUUCUUUCUUAGAGGGCAGAUGACAUUUUUCAUCAUGAGUCUCUGGGAUUAUUUUAGAUCACUGCAUUGCUGAGAAUAACUAGGUCAUUCACAGUUAUUCCUCAAAAGAUAUUGCUGUUACUAUGUAAAAUAUUUUUCUGGUUCUGCUGACUUCACUUUGCAUCAGUUCAUGUAAGUCUUUCCAGAUUUUUCUGAAAUUAUCCUGCUUGACUUUUCUUAUAGAAUGAUAGUAUUCCAUCACAGUUUUUUACCACUUGUUCAGCCAUUCCCCAGUUGAUGGAUAACCCCUCAAUUUCCAAUUCUUUGCUAUCACAAAAAGAGCUCAUGCAAAUAAAUAUGUACAAAUGAUAUACACAAGAUAAAUGAAAGCUUUCAACAGAAGGAAGGUAUUAACAUUAAGGGAGAAUCAGAAAGGCUUCUUGUAGAAGUCUAAGAUUUUAGCUGGGAUUUGAAGGAAGUCAGAAGGCAGAGAUGAGAUGUGGAGAAAGAAUUCCAGGCAUGGAGAACAGCCAGGGAAGAUGCAAGGUUCAGACUUGUUUCAGGAAUAGCAAAGAGGAUAGUGUCCCUGGAUCACAGAGUAUAUGGUGUGGGCAUGGGAUGGUGGGACAGAAGUGGGUAAGAUGUGAGAAAAAUGUAAAGGUAAGCAAGGGGGCAGAUUAUGAAAGCCUUUUUAUUUUUGUUACUAGAAGUGAUAAAGAUCUCCUAGAAUUAUGGACUUGGGGGUGUUGUAAGCAAUUUUAGUCAUUCCUUGGAGAUAUUGCAGGUUCAGUUCUAGACCACUACUACAAUAAAGCAAAUAGCCCAAUUAAGCUAGUCACAUGAUUUUUUUGGUUUUCCAGGGCAUAUAAAUGUUAUAUUUACACUAUGCUGUAGACUACUGAGUAUGCAAUAUAAUUGUGCCAAAAAUGUACAUACUUUAAUUAAAGAUAUUUUUAUUUCUAAAAAACAUUAACCACCAUGACAGUCAUAAUCUUUUUUCUGGUGGAGGGUCUUGUCUCAUUGUUGAUAGCUGCUGACUGAUCAGGGUGGUGGUUGCUGAAGUUAUGAAUGGCUAUGACGAUUUCUUAAAAUAAGACAACCCUAAAGUUUACUACAUCAAUUGACUCUUCCUUUCAUUGGAACUCUCAGAGGCCAUUGUAGAAUUUUUAAGUGGCCUAAUUACAAUAGUUGUAGUUCAGGAAAUAGAGAGACCCAACAAGAGGGAGAGAGAUGGGAAACAGUGGUCUAUAGAGCAAUCAGAAUACAUGCAACAUUUAUUAAUUGUUUGCUGUUUUAUGUGGACAUGAUUUUUGAUGCCCCCAAACAAUUACAGUAGUCACAUUUUGUGAUCCCAGAUCACCAUAAUAAAUAUAAUAAUAACAAAAAAGUCUGAAAUAUUGUGAGAAUGGCCACAUUGUAACAUGAUGUGAGCACAUGUUAUUGGAAAAUGGUACCAGUAGACUUGUUUGAUGCAGGAUUGUCAUAAAAAUUUUGUAAAAACAUGUUGUAUAUGGGAAGAGAAUUAAAACAAAGUGCAAUAAAAUAAGAUAUGCCUGUAGUUAGUGUUAAUAUUGUUUCCUCUCCAUGUCUUAUUUUUUUAAUAGGUCAGGUUGGGUCUGUUGUAAUCACAUGAUUCUCAUAGCCUUUCUUCUGAACUGCUACUGAUUUUGAUAUUUUCUCUGACAAUUUAAUGAGUUGGCUGCUUAGGCAGCUGAUUCAGAAAUGAAUUCCACACUGGAAUCGAUUGUUUCCUGUUAAGAUAAGUUUCAUUUUCUGUGAUGUUGUUCAGUGCUCACCAUCUUGUUUGGAGCUCACCAUCUGACUCUUCUUGAAGAAAGUAUUUACAAAUAUAGGCAUAACAAUUAAAGGUAGUCUAUAAGCCUCUUUCUUAGUCUAGAACCUUAUUUUCCAAAUAUUUUUUUGCCAUUUUCCCCUAAACACUUCUAUUUAUUGAAGUCUCUGAAUGUUAAAGUAUAUAUUGAUUUAGUUUUGACUAUCUUAUUAAAUUAUUUUUAGAAUUUCUCUACCUUCUACACAUUUUAGCAUGUAAGCUGCAGUUAUGCUUUUAAAAUUUGUAUUGCUUACCCACGAGAUGGUUAUUUUUGUGGCUUUUGGGUUAGAUUAAAUCAACUCCUUUAUUUGUCUGUCUGAGAACACACGAACCGUCUCUUCAUUUUGCUUUAUUUUCUUUAUAUCUUUUAGUAUUGGAAUAUUAAGAGUUUUGGACUUGGAGACAGUUUGCUUAGAUUUGCAUUCCACCUCUGUCACCUACUACCUGCAUAGCCAUGGUCAAGUCAUGUAACCUUUCUGAGCUUUCAUUUCCUUAUCUAUAAAAUGGGAUAAUAAUUCUUGGAAUGCAUACAUUGCAUGAAUAGUUUUAUGGAUCAAAUGAAAUAAUAUAUAGAGCACUUAUGGGACUCUAUAAAGAAAUUAACCAUUAUUUGUUUACAUUGAAAUAGUCAAUAUUGAUAUAGUUUGAUUGCUCAGUUAGUAUAUCAUUUAAUACACUCAGUGAAUAUUUAUAACUUGUCUAAAUAUGUGUAAUGGUUAGUAUCCUGUAUUUCCUUUUCUAACACUCUAUUCUUCAUCAUUAUAGAAAUAAAAGGAGCCUCAUAGGACUGAGGAUCAUUCAUUUCCCUUUGUUUUAUGGAUUAACAUGAUCAAAAAGUUCAUCAUAUACUGGCCAGCUUUUAGGUGAUAAAGCUUCUCCAUAAUGAGAGACAUUCAAGAGACACUGAAGGUUUUUGAGCAGGGGAAUGACAUGAUUGAACUUGUGCCUUAGGAAGAUUAUUUUGGCAACUGUGUGGUGGAUAGAUUUGGAGAAGAGAGGAACUGGAAUCUGGGAGACCAAUUAGGAGGCCAUUAUAAUUAUCCAGCUAAGGGACAACCCCACAUUGUUUGAAGAAAGCUAAAGCUGAAACUCCUUCACUGAGAACCUUUAUUGAAGUCUUACUCCCUGCUCAGGCUUAGCUGUCCCUCGCCUGCAUAUGACUUACAGAAUUUUUCUUAUCUACAAUGGAUUCCAGUAAAAAGAUGGACCCCCCUAAUCCAUUGCAAACUGUACAACAAAAGGCAAAUCCUGAUCGUGGUGCUGCAGUAUCAAUUUAUGUCCCAGAACAAGGGGGCUACAAGGAAAAAUUUGUGAAGCCUGUGGAAGACAAAUAUAAGUGUGAAAAGUGUCAUCUCAUUUUAUGUAACCCUAAGCAGACAGAAUGUGGCCACCGAUUCUGUGAAACCUGCAUGCAUGUCUUGUUGAGUGCUCCAAGUCCAAAAUGUACAGCAUGUCAAGAAAACAUCAUUAAAGAUAAGGUAUUUAAAGAUAAUUGCUGUAAGAGAGAAAUUCUGGCUCUUCAAAUAUAUUGUAGGAAUGAAAGCAGAGGAUGUACAGAACAAUUAACCCUAGGACAUUUACUGGUACAUUUAAAAAGUGAAUGCCAGUUUGAAGAACUUCCAUGUGUCCGUGCUGACUGCAAAGAAAAAAUCCUGCGAAAAGAUUUACAAGACCAUGUAGAAAAGUCAUGUAAAUACCGAGAAGCCACAUGCCAGUACUGUAAAAGCCAAGUUCCCAUGAUUACACUGCAGAAACAUGAAGAUACAGAGUGUCCAUGUGUUGUUGUCUCAUGCCCACAUAAAUGUAGUGUUCAGACACUUUUGAGGAGUGAGUUGAAUGCACAUUUGUCAGAAUGUAUUAAUGCCCCAAGUACCUGUAGUUUUAAGCGUUAUGGCUGCACUUUUCAGGGAACAAAUCAGCAAAUUAAGACUCAUGAGGCCAGCUCUGCAGUGCAACAUGUUAAUUUACUGAAAGAAUGGAGUAAUUCUCUAGAGAAAAAGGUUUCUUUGCUACAGAAUGAAAGUGUAGAAAAAAACAAGAGUAUACAAAGUUUACACAAUCAGAUAUGUAGCUUUGAAAUAGAAAUUGAAAGACAAAAAGAAAUGCUCCGGAAUAAUGAAUCCAAAAUACUUCAUUUACAGCGAGUAAUUGAUAGUCAGGCUGAGAAGCUUAAAGAACUGGACAAAGAGAUACGUCCCUUCCGACAAAACUGGGAGGAGGCCGACAGUAUGAAAAGCAGUGUGGAAUCCCUCCAGAAUAGAGUAACAGAACUGGAAAGUGUGGAUAAAAGUGCAGGACAAGCAGCACGAAACACAGGCUUGCUCGAGACCCAGUUGAGCAGACAUGACCAGAUGCUCAGUGUUCAUGACAUUCGCCUGGCUGACAUGGACCUCCGCUUCCAAGUCCUAGAAACCGCCAGCUAUAAUGGAGUGUUAAUCUGGAAGAUCCGAGAUUAUAAACGGCGGAAGCAAGAAGCUGUCAUGGGGAAGACCUUGUCGCUGUACAGCCAGCCUUUCUAUACUGGCUACUUCGGCUAUAAGAUGUGUGCUAGGGUUUACCUCAAUGGGGAUGGGAUGGGAAAAGGAACUCACUUGUCUUUGUUUUUUGUCAUAAUGCGUGGAGAAUAUGAUGCUUUGCUUCCUUGGCCAUUUAAGCAAAAAGUGACUCUCAUGUUAAUGGAUCAGGGAUCUUCUCGGCGUCAUUUAGGAGAUGCUUUCAAACCCGACCCAAACAGCAGUAGUUUCAAGAAACCUACCGGAGAGAUGAACAUUGCAUCUGGUUGCCCUGUCUUUGUGGCCCAAACUGUUCUAGAAAAUGGGACGUAUAUUAAAGAUGAUACUAUUUUUAUUAAAGUCAUAGUGGAUACGUCGGAUCUUCCAGACCCCUGACAAGUAAAUGGGGAAAUGGAUUAAGCAACAGGUAACCCCAUUUAGGGGUUUUGAACCAGUCUGUCUUCAAUGAGGUCCUAAGCUCAGAAGAGGACCUUGUGGAACAGAAGGAAGAGUCUGAAGGCAUAAUUGCUUAGGGUCCAAUGGUGACGUAGCAACACAUUAAGAAAUCAUACCUUGGUAUAUUUUCUAAUAGAACUAGCAACACUUCAACUCUGAAGAAUUAUUUAUCCUUCAUUGAGAUAAAUAUUACUAUCAGAGAGGGUUUUAAUUUUAAUUUUUAAAGAUCUAGUUAAUUGAGGUAGAAAGACAUAUAUGCUAAGCAAAAACAACAACAACAACAACAACAACAAACAAACAAAACAGAUAUGAUUUUUCUUCCUUAAACUAGAACACCAAAAAAUUCACAUGUGGGGAUAGCUGGAUAUGUCAGCAUGUUAAGUAAAAGAAGAAAUGAUGAAAUAAUAAUGCAGUUCUGAUAUAUUCAUUCAAAAAAAAACCCAACAACAAAGCAGAGUGCAAUCUUGUUUCAAAUACAAUAUAUUGUCUAUUUUUAAGGCCUCACCUGGUCUCUGUUUUAAUAAUUUGUUUGUCAGAAGACCCUGAAAUACUCAGUCUCUAAAUUAAGAAUCAUUUUUUUAAUUUAACGUUUUAUUGAUAAUUAUUAACGCAAACAUCUUAUUUUAAAAUGUUGAUAGAUGAUAUUUCUUGGAAGAAAAUGUAAAAUAUCAAACACUGGUUAUCACUUGUGAUAGGAAAGAAAAUAUUCAAUCUGUUGUUAUUUCUCGUUAGAAAUGUAAACCUACAAUAUAUGUCGUAGUUAAUGACACUACUUCAAAAUUAUUAAGAAAGAAAAAUUGCUCAUGGAUGCCGUGCAUCAUUCUCAGAUUUAUAAUUGUUUUCACCCUAAAAUAGGGCAUUUGUUGAACUCUGAAGUUCUAAACAAAAUCCUGUAGGUUUUUAAAGCUCUGCCCCAUGUGUUCAAAUGAUCUCUCUAUUGCUGAUGACACAAAUAUUCAAUCUCCAAGAUGCUUAGUGUUCUGGGGGGUGGGAAAGGUGAAUCUUGCAGAAAGUGGUCACUUUAGAUAUGUUUAUUCAUUCUGUCACAAUUGCUGCAUUUUGUUAAAGAUCUCAGAAAGUGGAGUCUUUACAAUGAGAUGGUGGCAUAAUGUACAUGUGCCUUAGAUGUGACAUGCUGCUUCUAUCCCAUAGGUUUGUCCUCAGUUAAAUUAGAGAAACGAUAGCUUAACCAGACUUUUCUGUUGUCAUCUGUGGACUCUGUCCAUAGGAGGGCCCCUCAACGAUUUCCUGUACAUGCUGACGAGAAGCCAAACUAUCCUUUUGGCCUCUGGAGCUUCCAUCGCUUGAUUGUUGUGGAUUCCCAAUUUUCAGGCCCCAACAGUUUUCGCCCACUGCUCCCAAGGAGCUUGGGCUUUGGGCUUCGGCCUCAUUCCCCAAGGCUAAACGUGGAGCAGAAAAUUAUGCCCUCUUCCAUAGCCCUGCAUGGAAGAAGAUGGCGCAGAUGACUAAAUUGGCUCAUCUGGGCUCUCUCACAAUGUAAAUCGCUUCUCCCCUCGGGGAUGGCUUGUCCAGGCCGACUCACAGAUAUCCCUAGCAUCCAUCUCUUCCCGGGAAACACUGUCCAGGCUUCUAUUGGCACAGCCUGAGCUUUCCCCAAAAGGCUUUUUUUCAAACCCAAUUUCCCUUCUUCUCUUAAUGGUCUGACUGUGAUUAGGCGUCUGAUGACCUAUCUCCUGUCUUUUACCUUUUACUAUGCACCAUAUUCUAUAGGUGCUUCUUAACAUCGAUGGGUGCUAAACCUUGAUGGGUGCUUCUUAGGCAAAACCAAUGUGUAUGAACUACCGCAUCUGUGCCACGUUCAAGAGAAAUUCGCACCCCCACCAUUGGCCAGUUGUGGGGUGCUCCUCAGACUGCCUGCCUCUUGGGCUCUUUCUACAAUCUGUAGCAUGGGGACAGUUGGAUUCAUGCCUCUGUAGUUCACCUUGUCUCUGGUGCUAUUGUCUGUCAUGGGUGUGCCUUCACACACAGUGCCUGCAGGAAGGACUUUCCGAUUACAAACAGUAAUUCAGCGCAUACCAUAAGUAUUCAGUGCAUACCAUAAGUGGUCUUCAUUGGUUUUCCAAGCACCUGUUCCAGUACGACCUAUUGUUUAAGUAGCACAAACUCUCCAUUCAUUGUCACUCGUCUUCCGUUGACUUUUAUUCAUCGCAUUGGCGUUCCUUUGGGGGGGGGGGGGCACGCGUUACUGCCAUCCAGUAAGACCUCAUUUGAAUCAUAAGUUUCUGUCACUACUCAUAAAGGAAGGACUUCCUGCAGAAGAUCUGACAGCUGCAGUAUUUAUAGGCUGCCCACCUAAAACCACUGUUACCUCGAAGGUAUGCCCUGGCUGUGCCCGGGUCUUGUUCAGCUGUGUGUUCUCCUAAGAGGCUUUUGGAUGCAGGCAGCCUGGCAGUCCUUACAGUGGGCCUCAGGCCCUCCCCCGAGGCCACCCACAGGGACUGCUCCCAAGGACUUUUUUUCCAACACAAGAAAACCACGUAUGAUUGUCUGAAAUUUUAAAAGAAAUACAAAAACAUUUGUGGCCUUGUAAAGAAAUCCCCUCCCUAGAUUGAAUCCUGGUUUGAGCUGGGGAUUACCUGGAAGCAUUACAUUGAAGCAUCCAUUCCCUUUAUGGUAGGACUUCUCCAAAUAGAUUUCCCAGACUAAGACAAUUGGUUGAAUUAAGGUAGAAAUUUUUUCCCUUGGCUUUCCAACAUAUGAAGCCCAUAGUUUUUAAUUUCAGUAAAACUGUGAAAUCUCACCUAGAGCAAGGAGGUGCUGUAUGUCUUAUAGUCUUUUAGUAAUUAGGUUAAUAUUUAUUGGAACUAUUUUUUUUCAAUAUACCUUUUGGAUUUUUUCUCUUUCAAACAGACAAAUUUUGUCAGAAAACUUUUUGAGUCUCUUACAUGCUCUACAGUAUUUUCAGUUUUGUUACCAAUAGUUGGCAUAAUUGGAUCUCUUCAACAAUACCAUUUUCUGUUUGAACCAUUGUUCUCGAACAGUCAGAAGCUGUUCAUUCUUAUGAGGCAAUGGUUUGCUCUAAUAUUGUGGGAGAAUUGAAUCCCCCAACAUUUUCAAAAGGCCGCAGGCUACUAGGAGUUGAAUGUUUCUAUGUGUUAGAUGCUCUGUGUAUGUGUGCACCUUCUUUACUAUUAUUGAGUGACAAAUUUCCAACGUAACAAAACUGCUCCAGUAAUUAAAAACAAAGUUAAGUAUUUGUGCAUGAAUUAGUCUACUUAAUUUCCCUGAUAAAUUUUAUAAUGAAAAUAGGAACUCUUCCUGCCUUUAUAACUACUUUUGCAGUCUUUCUCUCUUUCCCUCUCCAUCUUUACCUUUCCUCUCUUUCUCUCCCUCUCUCUCUCCCUCCCUCCCUUUUCUCCUUCCCCCUUUCUCUCCCUCCCUCUCUCCUUUUUUCCCUCUCUCUCCCUCUCUUCCUCUCCCUUGCUCCAUUCUCUCCCUUUCUCUUUCUCUCUCCCUCCUUCUCUCUCCCUCCCUCUCUCUCUUCUUCUUCUUCUUCUUCUUCUUCUUCUUCUUCUUCUUCUUCUUCUUCUUCUUCUUCUUCUUCUUCUUCUUCUUCUUCUUCUUCUUCUUCUUCUUCUUCUUCUUCUUCUUCUUCUUCUCCCUCUCUCUCCCUCCACCCCAAUAUAACUUUUUGUUCAUGCAGUUCAUUGACAGUGAUGAGGCAAGAAGCAUUGUUGUAUCAGGACCAUGCUAGAAAAUCACUCACUGUGGAUGAUUUCAUAUAGUUUUAGGAAUACAUGACCUCUCCCUAAUUUGAUAGGAAUUGUAUUGUUGCACUCUCAACCAUCUUUAAAUCCUGUCAUUGCUGGCAUGGCUUUUCAUUACUCAGUAGACUGGGAUUUUUGUACGUAUUGUUGGCCCACUCUUCCAUACCAGCAGGUCUUGUUACCUAAUUUGUAUUUGUAACAGAGAAAUAGAAAAUGUAUCUAAAAUAUGUAGUGAUGCAACUUCAAUGCCUAAUAUUCACCUGUAAUUUGUAAAAAUUUACAACCCAAUGAAUAUCCAAAACCAGGUUCUCUUCUAAGCUGGCUUUCUACCAUACUAGAAGGCAAGUUUGGAAGAUAGAACCUUUGCCUGGGAUGUGACUGAAAAGUCUUUUCAAACAAGAUAUGGAAAGAGCUUUGUAUUCCCUUAGGGUUUUAAAGUGUUGAAUAAUAUGAAUGUUGGGGUGUCAUUUUAUUUAGUCAUCAACUGGGAAAGCAUACUGUUAGUAAUGAAAAUUUGAGAUAUCUUCUAAAGCUAAAAAUCAGCUUCUGGGCUGGAUGUAAUGAGUUUGAAUUUGGCCCUUUUCAUAAAAAAAAAAAGUUCCCAAGUUCAUAUAUGUGAUUGAUAGUCUCAAAUUCACAUACUAAAUAAUUACGCUAAAGGAUUCGAUAAGAAAGUGGCAAUGCUUUCCCAGAUGUUGAGAUUCAAUGGCACUCUCAUAGUUUUAAUGCCUUGAUAAAUGUUAACUAUGCAAGCAAAGUAGGCCGAGAAGAGGUCUUCUAUCUUAACGGCUUAUGUUCAUGGUCUCAGUUGAGAUAGUAGUCCAUCCCCAGGAAAGAUGCCCUGUGAUUGACCAUUCUUCAGAAACAUGGAGUGUAGAAAUCAGAGACUACAUGUCUCCAUAUUCCAAAUCAACCAGAUGACAAAGUCAGUCAGUCAAACAGAUGAGUUAUGGAGGAGCUAUUUUUGGUCUGUGAUAUCAACCAAGCAUAGUAGAAUGGAAAAAAUGCUGGACCGGAAAUGAAAAGACCCGACUGACCCUUGCUGGCUGUGAGACUGGCAAAACUCUUCCUCUCUCUGGACUACAGUUUCCUCAUCUGUAAAAUGAGGAAGGUUAGACUAGAUGAUCCCCGUGGUCUCUUCUAGCUCUAACAUUCUGUGAUUUUACUAAGCUGAUCUGAAUGAUUCUGUCAUUACCACCACCGCCAAACUGACUAGUUUUUUGACUGAAUUAGCCAAAUCAUCUGAUGAUUUUGACAUUAUACAGACACAAGCCAAACGAAUCUCUUUGGAGGACUACAAGCACCUCAUAAUGCUAUCAAGGAAACUAUUAGACAGUAACUCCUCAUGGCUUCCCACUGUCCAUGUAGGAAGAUCUAGGAAGGGAAAACACUGAUCUGCCUUGUUUCUAAACUCCUCCAAGUCUUCUCCCUGAUAUGAGUCACAAAGAAGUGACCAGUUAUGGGGGCUACUGCUCAUGCAGCUCAGUGAGGGGGGGUGAAGCAUUUAUAUUAAGAGUUACAAACCACACCUGAGACUUCGGUCCACAUCUCCUUCUUCCCAAAGGAGUACUGAAGACAGCAGACCUAACGUCUUUGAGAUAUGUCAAGACAGUGAGACUGACAACUAGAUCCUUUGAUGGUCUAAGGAGAGGAGCCCUAGCUUCUCGACCCCAUUGUUUCCCCUUAAGCAGAAUAGAGAACCCCAGGAAAUACUGUGCAUGAUCCCUCCUGGUUAUGGUUCCUGGCUUAUCCCAGGGUAGACUUCUUCCCUGGCUGGGUGACUCAGCCACACAGGUGGCUCAUUAAGUCAGUGCAAUCAAGAAUUAAGGGCAUUUUAAACUCUUGACAUUGGGGCUUCUAACUUGAACCCUUGCCUGUUUAAAAUACAUCUCAAUUGCUUGGAUAAUGUCUGUACUUCAAAGGACCUGUGAUUUCAUCAGUGUGGGUAUUCCUGCUCCUCAGGCAGAUGAGAACCUUUCCAGCCAGCCAUGCUGUCUCAUGAGUUAGUUGCUGUGGCUGGAGUAAAAAUAAACAAAACCCUUCCCACCUGGUAGUCCAUCUUCUGAUGCAUGAAAUUCUCUGAGUUUAACUAGUCUGGUCUUCAAGUGACAAGACGCUCAGUCUCUUAGUAGGUCUGUUCUCUAAACCUUUCCAGUUUGGUAGAACAUACCAGAGUUUGGCAUUUGGCAUAACUUUUGAGAAAUCGGAGUGACCUCCAUGUCACAGUAAGGCAUCAGAAUGGGGCUCUGCUGGAAGUAGAUGAAGCUUUAGAAUGCUGCAAAGGGCUGAACUAUAGCUGUAAAACAAUAUUUUUUUAACAUGUAGUCCAGAUCUUUUAGUCCAUAGGUUAUCAGGAGGAGGAAAAUUCAGGGAACUCACUUAAAUGUGGGAGAUGAAUGUGGGAUCUGUUCUCCAAAUCUCUUAUUUCUUGACCAUGAUUGUAGUUUUUGUCUUCCAUUUCAAAAUCUGUAACACCUUGCAUGCGUUUUUCUCCAGAGUACGAUAAUUUGUUAGAGUUUAAGGCAGGUGAAUUUCAUUUGAGAGUUCAAUCUUUGGAAAUAGUGGAAACAUUGGCUGUCUCAAUAUCAUUGGUUUUAAUGGCAACAUUCAUCUCUAGUAAUUUAUUAAACACCUAUGCUGUGCAAGACACUGUGCUAUAUGUCAGGGAUACAAAGAUGGAGGUGACAUCGUAUUCCCAAGGAGUUUACUAUCUAAUAGGGAAGAAAGAGAAGCCCACAAGUUACUUUUAUGUUCAAAGGAAAGUUCUAAGCAAAGAGAAACUUGAGAUGAAGAGUUCACUUGGUGGGUUACGAAAGGGCCAUGUCUGGAAAUGCUUCUUGGAGGAAAUGGUGUUUCUGGGGAUUUGUUUUUCUCUGGCUUUCCGGGGGUUAGGAUUCUGUCCUGGUCAUUGUUGUACGUCUCAUGACUCCUUAGCACAGUGCCUUGCACAUAAAUGAGCACUGAAUAAAUAUUUAUUGAAUUUAAAAAGGUCUUUGUCAUACAUUAUUAUGCCACUAGAUUUUUUAAGGAUUUUUAAAUAUCAUAAUUGAAGAAAAUAGAAGCAUCAGAACAAUAAUAAAUUGAGGCUAUUAUAAGAUCAGCAAAGGCCAACAAGGAUUUUUAGGUGACUUUUUCUCCUUCAUUAAAUGUGAUAUAACUUGACUUUCAGUACAGAAGUGAAAAGGCAGAUUCUCCAACUAUGACCUGCACCCUUGGCAGAGAGUUGUCCAGUCUAGUUUGGGAGAACAACAGAAUGGGUUUAAACAUCCAUAACUGCUAAGGUACCGUGCAGCUCAUUUUAUCUCUUUCAUAGCUGCUAUAUUUGGAGUAUAUUAUAUUGUUUUCACUGUCUUGGUGAACUUAAAAAAAAAAGGUGAAAGUCAGAAUUUCUUUAAUUGUGGCAUCAGACUCCACGAAUUAGCUGGGAUUGAUUUCAGAUCUUGUUGAUUGAUUGAUCUUAUUCCCCUUAGACAAGUAGGAUAACCAUUAACAACAAAUGAAGUGACUUUUAAUUGGAAAACAAAAAUGGACAUUAUUUCCAAGGACUUCUGUAAGAAAUAUCUGUGGAAGAACAUCACUGACAAAGAACCAUAUGUAAAUCAAUGUAAAAAAUUGUGUCACAUUUUUGGAAUUGCAUUGACUUCACCAAUGGUACACUUGUUAUGUUCAGUUCUAUUAUCCAAAAACAAAGACCAAAGAAGGCCAAUCUCAUGUGACUGUGUAUUUUUAAUCUGCCUGUUUUAAAGAUGAUCAUAUGUAGUAACCAUUAGCUAUAAGGAUACUUUUUUGGCAGUACAAGUGAUCUGGUAACCAGUGGUUAAUGUACUGUGUCUCUCUGCUCUUCUAGGUUUAAAAAAAAAAGGAAAAAAAAGACAAUAUAAUUUAUUGCUCAGCAAUAACCAUGUUGUUAGUAACAACAUGUCUUAAUUUUCCAAUAGCAUUAUUAUGUUUUGUAUUUCUGUUUAUUGUAUAUUAUGUGUGGUUUUAUUUGGUAUUUAUUUGUGUUUUGAGGUCUUGCAAUGUCUUUGUGUUUUUAUUGCUAAGUAAAGUUUGUAAGAGUAUAGAAUGCAAAAAAUUUAAAAAUGCUAAAUUGUCUGUCAUUAGAGGAAAAAUAAAUCUAAAUAAGGAAUUCUCACUUUUUGUAUAAAAAAAUCCCAUAAAUGUAAA